Sphaeroforma arctica JP610 is the source of this 1035-nucleotide messenger RNA. RefSeq lists its product as hypothetical. NCBI's taxonomy places the organism in Eukaryota, Ichthyosporea, Ichthyophonida. Gene Ontology annotation, molecular function: protein binding; aspartic-type endopeptidase activity. Gene Ontology annotation, cellular component: nucleus; cytoplasm. The coding region runs from base 1 to 1035 and encodes 344 amino acids. The record is from RefSeq and is a predicted model, not a curated record. Gene Ontology annotation, biological process: proteolysis. The transcript has 5 exons.
AUGAUUAAGAUUAUGGUUGAUGUUAAGGUUCAGUACCACUAUGAGCCAGACAGAGGGGGAUGGCAUCCGGUAGGGCCAGGCGGACCAGCCAAUCCGUUGACUACGGCAUGUCUGUAUGGGCAUGUAGAUGUGGUACAACUGCUGCUGGCGAACGGAGCCAAUAUCAACCCCGAAGGAUACACAGCGUUGUUUGCGGCGUGUAAGAAGUCACAUAUCGAAGUUAUUGAGCUUCUAUUGAACAAUGGUGCUGACGACUCAGUUCUCGAGAAGGUGGACAGGUCCCUCGGUUUUUAUCCAUAUCGCCGACUGCACAAUUUUUUUCCUAUAGCUCUGCAGACACUGCAAAGUGUACAGGAAAACAUACUGCAACGCGAGCAAACAAAAAGGACCAGCCAAUUGACCCGCGACGCUGAGAAAUUACCGGUACUCACUGGUUUUGGGAAGAGUGUAUCUGAGAAUGUGUUAGACAUAGAUGUGUGCUAUAAGCACGCAACAAAAGUGCGUCACACGCGGCGUGGAGUGAUCGACCUUCUUACCAACUGCUGUGCAGUGCUGAUGGAAUUGCAAAGUGCGAAACCGGCGGAGCGCUCCGCCGAGCACUUCACUGAGGCCGAGGCUAUUCUCGUGAAAUUUCAUCAGUUGCAACAACAGAUCCGCACCUCGGAAGACGUCAACGAGGACGCCAUCCGCGAGCGCAAUCGCGUGAGGUCUCAGGCUAUCGAUCUGAUUUCCAUUGCAUUGCUGCAUCGUUCGGAGAAUCCAGUUGCUCGCAUUCAGGAUCGAGCGGUGGAAGCGCUUGACACACUACGCACAUGUGCACCGUCGCAGGAUGAAGAUUCGACGGGAGCUCUUGGCUUUGAGGACAUGCGGCAGAUGUGUAUGGAUGCCUGCAGCGUCAGUGAACAGUUCACCACCGCACUUGGCCACAUGUCCGAUAUCCGCGCAGAGUGUGAUACGUCCAUUCAGCAUUUACGAGAGCAGCUUCCCUUCUCGUUUUGCGCGAGUAUGAGUAUGAGGACGCAGAACAGCUCAUGA